UCAUUCUCUCUCUCUUUUUGUCAUUUUCCUUUCAUUUUUUUAAGAAACAAAGCAAGAAAAGUCAUUAGCAUUAGGUGAGGAAGAAAAAAAAGAAUGGAAGUUUUGAAGAAGAAGAUAAACUAACCCAUCAACACAGACUUGCACUGCUUUUUCUAUCAUAAACCCAUCAGAGUUCACAAAAAUGAUGAACUUCCUCUUCAUAGAGGCAGUUAAGUUAUGUUGUUAUGAUCCAAAAGAGCUUUAGAAUUCCUUAUGAGUAGUUUAUGAUGGUACCCUUUUCUGCUAUGAUCCAUAUGGGUCACCACGUAGCAUAUAAAUCUUAGUAUUCUUUGUCAUCUUGUUUAAAACUAGUGUUUUUCAGCUACGAAACUAUGCUCCACGUGAUAAUUCUCAUCUGGGUCAUCUCUGUAAGCAGCUCAGAAGUUAUAGGAUCAAUCAACUCAUACUGCCCACAUCAUUAUCUUCAGCAAUUUGAUCGAAAAUUUGAGGUGAAAACAGAGAGAUUUUGGAAGUUCCAAGAGGAAUCAAACAGGUGGGUUGAAGUUAAACUUCCUUACGAUCUUAUCUCUUGUAGAAAUGGGAAUUGUACCAAGGUUGGUGAGAUUAAUAACGGAGAAGAGAAGAUGGAGAAUGGAUAUGAUGGUUUCGACCGGACCGAGAACCCGAAAAACGAUAGGGAAGUAGAGGUUGCACAUAAGGUUGAUGAUGAUUUGCCUCUGAGAAAAAGAGUGUCAUUGACUAGAGUUUCAGAUAUGUCCAUUUGGGUCACUGGUGAAAGUGGGUCAAUCUAUGAGAGGUUUUGGAAUGGAAUUCAAUGGGUGAUUGCUCCUCAUGAUUUGCCGAUAUUAGCAGGUCCUGCUAUCUCCAUUUUUGCUGUUAAUCACUCAAUUCUGGCUCUGUCAGAAGCAGGGGUUUUGUAUCAGUUUCUGCUCAGUGAAAGUUCUCAAUCAGUUUGGUUUGAGUUAAUACCAUCAUUUGAUCAAACAACUAGUGAAGAACAUGCUGCUUCUUCAAUCCAAUUAUUGGCUGGUGUUGUUUCUCAUGAUGGAAUGAGAGUUUAUUUCAAUACAAGGAAUGGAAACCUGCUGGAGCUAACUGAGCUUGAGCCUCCAAGAUGGGUAGAUCACGGGAAGCCUCGUGAUGCCGAUGUUGCAGCGAUAGCAGACGUUGCUAGUUUCAGAACAGAGAUUGUGUAUACCAUAAGCUCUGUGGGAGAUCUCUAUGAAUAUGAUAGGAGCUCAAAGCCACUGUGGAAGAAGCAUGUAUCUAAAGACGGAGAGGCACGAGAUUUCCGUUUGAUGGCGUCGUCGGGAUGCUAUCGACAUAGCUUGAAUGGAGAUCAUUCCAUAUAUCUCUUUCUUUUAACUAAGGAUGGUAAUUUGAUAGAAAGAAGAUUGCACAAAAGGAAGUGGAAAUGGUUAGUCCAUGGAAGACCAAAUGAUCAUAAACUGGCAUCAGUUUUACCAGCUCUGCAAGACGAAUCAAAUGGGAAAGUUUUCUCGUUGUUUCUCACCACGUCUUCCGGUUUCGUAUUUGAAUAUCGAACGAAUGGUUAUCCAGCAGGUCAUGGUCAGGAAGAAGAAACACCAGAUGUUUGGGUAAACCAUAUGCAUCCCUUGAAUGCAAAAGCUGCAAGAGGUAUUAGCGGUUUACAGAUCCAAGUUGGACGGUUAUUGUUUGCGUUGGACGACGGUAGGCUCGGGGAGCUUCAUCUUGCAGGACUAGGUGGUGAAAAUUCAGGGCCAACUCAUCAAACUACUUCAAGAAGAAAACCAACAGGUAAGUAUACAUGGUCGAUACUCGAUGCACCAGAGUCAGAGGGGUGGAAUAGAGAGUAUUGUACGGAACUCCGUGGACCGACAAACUGCAUUACAGGAACGAAAGACGAUAUAAGCGAUCAAGGGACAAGAAGAUCAGCAAAAAGAAGAGCAAAGGGAAGCCAACCACAACAAAACUACUUAAUACCAGGACAAUCAGAGAGUAUAUCUGAAAAAUCAUCUAAUAGUUUCUAUCUUCUCGCUGAAAACUGGACGAAGAACAGCUUCCGUCUUCGUGCAAUGCACGGAGGAAGAUCGUUCUUCCUCAUAACAGUCGAUGGCUUGAUGUUUGAGUACCUUUACACUGGAGAUGUAUGGGUGUGGCUGAGGCAUGAGAGCCCAACUCAUAUCAAAGGUGCAGUUGGUAAUUACAACGGAAGUUUAUACGUUGUCGAUACGUAUGGUAGUUUGCUGAUUAGAGAAAGAAGCAGCCAAGAACUGGCAUGGACAAACUGCAGUGCUUUUAGAAGAGGGAAACAAGUCAUUGGAGGUGCUCCUUGGGAUAAGUUCAUAGCUCAGUCUAUGAGGGUCACACCAGAAGAUGCACUUUUCUUUACCAGCAAAACAGGAAGAUUGCUCCAAUUCACAGUUGCACUGAGGAAAUUCAAGUGGAAAGACUGCCGAAAUCCUCCGAACGCAAAAGUUGCAAGCAUUAUAGAUCAAGAAACGUUCAGGGAAAACAUAGUGUUCGUGAUCGGAACAAACGGUCGACUAUAUCAGUACAACAAAGUGACGGAGUUGUGGCAUGAACAUCAUCAAUCUCAGCAUCUACUUCUAUCAAGAUUGCCAGGAAUAGCAACCAGACCAUCACCAUACUCUCUUAUAGGCUCACUGUUUAUGAUCUCUGAAGAUGGUGGCCUCAUUGAAUAUCAUUGGAGUUCUUGGGAUGGUUGGAACUGGGUGGAGCAUGGAAGACCGUACAGAGGCGUGACGUUGGUCAGCACGCCCGGGCCGUGCUUUGAAGGUAAUCAACUGUUUCUUAUUGGUUCAGAUGGGAGAGUAUACCUCAGGUAUGUUGAUCAAGACACAUGGAAAUGGAGAAAUUGUGGCUUCCCACAUCAGUUUGAUAGAGAUGGGAUGGGACAAAUUUGUGUUGAUGAAGAGCUUACAAUGGAGAGAGAUCCUGAAGAUGUGAAGGAUAAUGAGGAAAACUAUGGCCCAAAGGUUUCUUCCACUAAACCAAUUCAGUUUUCUGAGGAUGCUGUCAUUUUUGAGCUAAGGGAUGGUAGGUUGGCAGAAAUGCGACAAAUGGAGGACUCGAACUGGAUUUGGUCUCGGAUUAUCGACACUCCGACGAGCUCAUGCAUUGCAGAUUACUGGACAGCUUUGGCAUCAUGAAAACUAAUGCAAAGCUACAAAUGGUUGAAGCAUUUAUAGGCAAAAAAGGCUCAAGAGUCUAAGCUUAUAAAAUGUAAGCAAAUGCUAUGCCCUUCCCAUUCCCUUGCCCUUGUUUAAAUCAAAUAUUAAUAUUAAGGGAAUGAUAUUCCAGUUGAAUUGUUUA
Cucurbita maxima (winter squash) is the source of this 3318-nucleotide messenger RNA. RefSeq lists its product as uncharacterized. The coding region runs from base 372 to 3155 and encodes 927 amino acids. The transcript has 10 exons. The record is from RefSeq and is a predicted model, not a curated record. NCBI's taxonomy places the organism in Eukaryota, Viridiplantae, Streptophyta, Magnoliopsida, Cucurbitales, Cucurbitaceae.